Aspergillus sclerotioniger CBS 115572 is the source of this 3193-nucleotide messenger RNA. It is a transcript of the gene xlnR, whose product is annotated as putative C6 transcription factor. Bases 243 to 3092 code for a protein of 949 amino acids. The transcript has 3 exons. Gene Ontology annotation, biological process: regulation of DNA-templated transcription; DNA-templated transcription. Gene Ontology annotation, molecular function: DNA-binding transcription factor activity, RNA polymerase II-specific; DNA binding; zinc ion binding. The record is from RefSeq and is a predicted model, not a curated record. NCBI's taxonomy places the organism in Eukaryota, Fungi, Ascomycota, Eurotiomycetes, Eurotiales, Aspergillaceae.
GGUCUAAUCGGUCCCUGUUUCCUGCGAUCUCUCUGGCUGGUUUUCUCCCCCGCCUUGGACUUCAAUCACCUUGCCGAUUUCGAGGAUCUUUUAGUCGAACGUCGCCGGCUCCUCCAAUCCCGCUAGUUUAGUGUCUUGCGCACUUGGGGCCUUACGGCCCUUCGAUCCACGAACGGCCUGAUACCUCACCACCGACCGUCGUUCUUCAUGUGCCGGUGGGUUAGUUGCUCUGCCCGGUGAGGAUGUCGACUUCCUCCAUCCCUCAAUUCACCAGCCCAUUUUCUCCUUUCUCCUCCGCAUCGCAAUCGGCCGGUAUGGCGCCGUCUCAGACCGUCGGGCUGGAUACGCUCGCAGAGGGCUCGCAGUUUGUCCUGGAACAAUUGCAGAUGUCUCGAGAUCUUGCAGGGACGGGCGCAGGGGACGGGGCGAGCUCCAGUUCCUUGAGAGACUCCAUCUCUCAUGCCAAGGACAAAUCAUUCUAUGACAACGAGAAGCACCAUAGUAUUGGGUCAGGCUUUCAGAACCCUCAGAGGGAUCCCCUCGUCGAGGCUCGUUCUGCGAUCCGCAAAAACUCAUCGUCAGCUCCGGUCCGACGAAGAAUCAGCCGUGCGUGUGACCAGUGUAACCAACUCCGAACCAAAUGCGACGGGCAGCACCCGUGCGCCCAUUGCACUGAAUUCGGAUUAACCUGCGAAUAUGCGCGAGAACGCAAGAAGCGUGGAAAGGCGUCGAAGAAAGACCUGGCAGUGGCAGCGGCAGCGGCAGCAGCUACGCAAGGAUCGAAUAGCCAUUCCGGACCGAUGAGCGCGUCGCUAAUGAGCGAGCAAAUGUCUCCCGACGGCCGACUGGCACAAGAUGUCAAUGGCAGAUAUGACUCGGCCUUUGAGACUGCGCACAACCUUACCUCGGCGCAGUCGCAAAUGCAGCACCCAAACACAACAGGUCUAUCAAGCCUGCACGACUCCCGUUCCGCACCGUCGCACUCCCAGUCAUCGUUAGGGGCUACCAUCGAUGCGAUCCCUUUGAGUCAUUUCAAUACGCUGAACGAUUCGAGUCGCCCUCCAAUAUCCAUCUCCGAUCUCCGAUCGCUGCCCUCUUCUGUCCUGCCUCCGCAAGGAUUAAACUCUGGAUAUGGUGAGAGCGCAUUCGGGUUGGUACACCCGCAGGAGCCGGGCUCUUCUCCGGCCAACCAUUUCCGAUUGGGAAGCUCUGCAGAAAACCCAUCGGCGCCGUUCUUAGGACUUUCGCCUCCUGCGCAAUCGCCCGGCUGGCUGCCUCUUCCAUCGCCAUCUCCAGCCAACUUUCCCUCAUUCAGCCUGCAUCCAUUCUCGAGCACUUUACGAUACCCUGUUUUGCAGCCGGUUCUGCCUCAUAUUGCAUCCAUCAUUCCGCAGUCGCUCGCGUGCGACCUGCUUGAUGUCUAUUUCACCAGCUCCUCUUCGUCCCACUUGUCUCCCCUGUCCCCGUAUGUGGUGGGCUACAUUUUCCGCAAACAAUCCUUCCUUCAUCCUACCAAACCCCGUAUGUGCAGCCCCGGCCUCCUGGCGAGUAUGCUCUGGGUAGCUGCACAAACCAGUGAAGCCGCAUUCCUAACCUCUCCGCCGUCGGCUCGGGGCCGCGUCUGCCAGAAACUCUUGGAAUUGACCAUUGGCUUGCUCCGACCGUUGGUCCAUGGUCCCGCUACGGGGGAAGCGUCCCCCAACUAUGCUGCGAACAUGGUGAUCAACGGGGUCGCUUUGGGGGGCUUUGGGGUCUCGAUGGACCAGCUGGGUGCGCAAAGCAGCGCAACUGGUGCUGUGGAUGAUGUGGCGACUUAUGUGCACCUAGCUACCGUCGUGUCCGCGAGCGAGUACAAGGCGGCCAGCAUGCGCUGGUGGACUGCAGCGUGGUCCCUGGCGCGUGAGUUGAAGCUGGGUCGCGAGCUGCCGCCUAACGUUCCACACGCACGGCCAGACGGCGAGCGAGAGGGUGAAGAAAGCGACAUGUCGAAACGGCACCCUUCCACGCUCAUUGCGUCCAUGGGACAUAGUCCUGGAAGCUCCUCCGUCAAUGUCACCGAAGAGGAGCGGGAAGAGCGCCGACGUCUGUGGUGGCUCCUCUACGCGACGGACCGCCAUCUGGCCCUCUGCUACAAUCGCCCUGUUACCCUGUUAGAUAAAGAGUGCGGGAGAUUGUUGCAGCCGAUGAAUGACGAUCUGUGGCAGAUUGGUGACUUUGCCUCGGCUGCCUACCGCCAGGUUGGACCCCCAGUCGAGUGCACGGGGCACAGCAUGUUUGGAUACUUCCUUCCUUUGAUGACGAUCCUGGGGGGGAUUGUCGAUCUGCACCAUGCGGAAAACCACCCGCGCUUUGGGCUUGCCUUUCGCAAUAGCCCGGAAUGGGAGCGCCAUGUGAUCGACAUUUCCCGACAGCUGGACACGUACGGCCGCAGCCUGAAGGAGUUUGAAGCCCGCUACACCAGCAGUUUGACCAUGGGCGCAGCGGACAACGAGCCGUUGGUCGAAGGCUCCCACUUGGACCAUACAAGUCCUUCUGGACGCUCCAGUAGCACCGUCGGAUCCCGGGUGAACGAGUCCAUUGUCCACACGAAGAUGGUGGUGGCCUAUGGUACACACAUUAUGCAUGUCCUGCACAUUCUUUUGUCGGGUAAGUGGGAUCCGGUCAAUCUCUUGGAGGACCAUGAUCUGUGGAUCUCUUCGGAAUCGUUUGUCUCGGCGAUGAGUCAUGCGGUCGGUGCUGCGGAAGCGGCCGCCGAGAUCUUGGAGUACGAUCCCGACCUCAGCUUCAUGCCGUUCUUCUUCGGGAUCUAUCUGUUGCAGGGUAGCUUCUUGCUGCUACUAGCGGCGGACAAGCUGCAGGGCGAUGCCAGCCCUAGUGUCGUCCGGGCUUGCGAGACGAUUGUGCGUGCACACGAGGCCUGCGUUGUGACGCUGAACACCGAGUAUCAGAGGACCUUUCGCAAGGUUAUGCGCUCGGCGCUCGCGCAGGUUCGAGGACGGAUCCUUGAGGACUUUGGCGAACAGCAGCAACGCCGGAAGGAGGUGCUUGCGCUGUACCGCUGGAGCGGUGAUGGCAGUGGGCUCGCAUUGUGACCGCUGUGAUCAUCUACGCCUACUCUGCGAUGACUGAAUCUAAUGACGGUGUAUAGGUCAAGGACUUUUGGUUAUUAUUUCAUUCUAUAUCCUAUAUCUCU